UCUUGAUAUUUUGGAAGCCACAAGAAAAAAUAGAUUAGGGGAAAGUUUGGCCUUUUUAGUGGACAUGGCUCAGAUAUCCAACAACAGUGGAUUUAAACAGAGUUCAUCUCCUUCCCAUCCGGAACCAACAAGAACAAAAGAUGUGGACAAAGAAGAAGCAUUGCAAAUGGAAGCAGAGGCUUUAGCAAAACUGCAAAAGGAUAGACAAGUGACUGACAAUCAGAGAGGCUUGCCGUUGUCAAGUAGCACAAGACAAAGAGCACAAGUUUUUAACGCACAGGAUUAUGAUCUCAUGGUGUUUCCUGAAUCAGAUUCCCAAAAAAGGGCAGUAGAUAUUGAUGUAGAAAAGCUCACGCAAGCUGAACUUGAGAAACUAUUGCUGGAUGACAGUUUUGAAACUAGAAAAACACCUAUAUUGCCAGUUGCUCCUGUUCUGAGCCCCUCAUUUUCAGCACAGCUCUAUCUUAGACCCACUAUUCAGAGAGGACAGUGGCCACCUGGAUUAUCUGGGCCUUCUACCUACACCUUACCUUCUGUCUAUCCUUCAGCUUACAGUAAACAGGCUGCAUUCCAGAAUGGCUUCAAUCCGAGAAUGCCUCCCUUUCCAUCUACAGAACCUAUAUAUUUAAGACUUCCAGGACAGUCUCCAUAUUUUUCAUAUCCUUUGACACAUGCUACACCCUUUCAUCCACAAGGAAGCUUACCAAUAUAUCGGCCGCUAGUCAGUCCUGACAUGGCAAAGCUAUUUGACAAAAUAGCUAGUACAUCAGAAUUUUUAAAAAAUGGGAAAGCAAGGACUGAUUUGGAAAUUAAUUCAAAAGCCACAGUCAGCAAUCUACAGGUAUCUCCAAAACCUGAGGAUAUCAGCAAAUUUGACUGGUUAGACUUGGAUCCUUUAAGUAAGCCUAAGGUGGACAGUGUGGAAGCAUUAGAUCAUGAAGAGAAAAAUGUUCCAUGUUUGCUAGCAGAGGAUCCUUGGGAUGCUGUUCUUCUUGAAGAGAGAUUACCAGUAAGUUGUCAGCUGGAAAGAAAAGUGAAUGGAAAAUCCCUUUCUGGGGCAACAGUAACAAGAAGCCAGUCAUUAAAUAUUCGAUCAACUCAACUUACAAAAUCCCAGGGCCAAAUGUCUCAGAAAGAUCCAAAUGGGACCAGUAGUUUGCCAACUGGAAGUUCUCUCCUACAAGAACUUGAAGUACAGAAUGAGGAGGUGGCAGCUUUUUGUCAAUCCAUUACAAAAUUGAAGACCAAAUUUCCAUACACUGAUCACUGUACAAAUCCAGGCUAUUUGUUAAGUCCGGUCACGGUGCAAAGAAACAUAUGUGGAGAAAAUGCUAGUGUGAAGGUCUCCAUUGAAAUUGAAGGCUUUCAACUGCCAGUUACCUUUACAUGUGAUGUGAGCUCUACUGUGGAAAUCAUUAUAAUGCAAGCCCUUUGCUGGGUGCAUGAUGAUUUGAAUCAAGUGGAUGUUGGCAGCUAUGUUCUGAAAGUUUGUGGUCAAGAGGAGGUGCUGCAGAAUAAUCAUUGCCUUGGAAGUCAUGAGCAUAUUCAAAAUUGUCGAAAAUGGGACACAGAGAUUAAAUUACAACUCUUGACCUUCAGUGCAAUGUGCCAGAAUCUAGCCCGAAUAGCAGAAGAUGAUGAAACCCCUGUGGAUUUAAAUAAACAUCUGUAUCAAAUAGAAAAACCUUAUAAAGAAGUCAUGACAAGACAUCCUGUUGAAGAUCUCUUAGAUUCAUAUCAUAACCAAGUGGAACUGGUUCUUCAAAUUGAAAACCAGCACCGAGCCAUAGAUCAACUAAUUAAAGCUGUAAGAAAGAUCUGUAGUGCUUUAGAUGGUGUAGAGACUCCUGCCAUUACAGAAUCAGUAAAGAAGCUAAAGCGAGCAGUUAACCUGCCAAGGAAUAAAAGUGCUAAUGUGACCUCACUAUCUGGAAGAGGAGAUGAUAGCAAGAGCUCAACUGGAGGUAUGUCUUUUGGUUCUUUAAAUUUUAGCAAUUAUUGUUGCUUUCUCAGAGAAUUAACAUUUUCUUUCAAUUUAGGCUCACUGACUCCUGAAAAUCCUGUUCAAGUAAGCACUGACCAGUUAACUGCGGCAGUUUAUGAUCUUCUUAGACUUCAUGCAAAUUCAAGUAGGAGUUCCUGCACCCCAAGUAGCAGGAAUAUCAAGGAAGCAUGGUCUACGACGGAACAGCUUCAGUUUACUAUUUUUGCUGCACAUGGAAUUUCAAGUAACUGGGUAUCAAAUUAUGAAAAAUACUACUUGAUAUGUUCUCUAUCUCACAAUGGAAAGGAUCUUUUUAAACCCAUUCAGUCAAAGAAGGUUGGCACUUACAAGAAUUUCUUCUAUCUUAUUAAAUGGGAUGAACUAAUCAUUUUUCCCAUCCAGAUAUCACAAUUGCCAUUGGAAUCACUUCUUCAUCUUACUCUUUUUGGAAUUUUAAAUCAGAGCAGUGGAAGUUCCCCUGAUUCUAAUAAGCAGAGAAAGGGACCAGAAGCUUUGGGCAAAGUUUCUUUGCCUCUUUUUGACUUUAAACGGCUUUUAACAUGUGGAACUAAACUUCUGUAUCUUUGGACUUCAUCACAUACAAAUUCUAUUCCUGGAACUGUUCCCAAAAAAGGAUAUGUCAUGGAAAGAAUAGUGUUACAGGUUGAUUUUCCAUCUCCUACAUUUGAUAUUAUUUAUACAGCUCCUCAAGUUGACAGGAGCAUUACACAACAACACAACUUAGACACACUGGAAAAUGACAUAAAAGGGAAACUUCUCAGUAUUCUUCACAAAGAUUCAUCACUUGGACUUUCUAAAGAAGAUAAAGCCUUUUUGUGGGAAAAACGUUAUUAUUGCUUCAAAUACCCAAAUUGUCUUCCUAAAGUACUAGCAAGUGCUCCAAACUGGAAAUGGGUUAAUCUUGCCAAAACUUACUCACUGCUUCACCAAUGGCCUCCAUUGUGCCCACUGGCUGCCUUGGAGCUUCUUGAUUCAAAAUUUGCUGAUCAAGAAGUGAGAUCCCUAGCUGUGACCUGGAUUGAGGGCAUUAACGAUGACGAGCUAACAGAUCUUCUUCCACAGUUUGUGCAAGCUUUGAAAUAUGAAAUUUACUUGAAUAGUUCAUUAGUACGCUUCCUUCUGUCCAGGGCAUUGGGAAAUAUCCAGAUAGCACACAGUUUAUAUUGGCUUCUCAAGGAUGCCCUGCAUGAUACACAGUUUGGUACCCGAUAUGAGCAUGUGUUGGGUGCUCUCCUCUCAGUAGGAGGAAAAGGACUCAGAGAAGAACUUUCUAAGCAGACAAAACUUGUACAACUUUUAGGAGGAGUGGCAGAGAAAGUAAGGCAGGCUAGUGGAUCAGCCAGACCGGUUGUCCUUCAAAGGAGUAUGGAACGAAUACAGUCCUUUUUUCUGAAAAAUAAAUGUCGUCUCCCUCUCAAACCAAGCCUAGUGGCAAAAGAGUUAAAUAUUAAGUCAUGUUCUUUCUUCAGUUCUAAUGCUGUGCCCCUAAAAGUCACAAUGGUGAAUGCUGAUCCUAUGGGAGAAGAAAUUAAUGUCAUGUUUAAGGUUGGUGAGGAUCUUCGACAAGAUAUGUUAGCUUUACAGAUGAUAAAGAUUAUGGAUAAGAUCUGGCUUAAAGAAGGACUGGACCUGAGGAUGGUAAUUUUCAAAUGUCUCUCAACUGGCAGAGAUCGAGGCAUGGUGGAGCUAGUUCCUGCUUCAGAUACCCUCAGGAAAAUCCAAGUGGAAUAUGGUGUGACAGGAUCCUUUAAAGAUAAACCACUUGCAGAGUGGCUGAGGAAAUACAAUCCUUCAGAAGAAGAAUAUGAAAAGGCUUCUGAGAAUUUUAUCUAUUCUUGUGCUGGAUGCUGUGUGGCCACCUAUGUUUUAGGCAUUUGUGAUCGACACAAUGAUAAUAUAAUGCUUCGAAGCACAGGACACAUGUUCCACAUUGACUUUGGGAAGUUUCUGGGCCAUGCACAGAUGUUUGGUAGCUUCAGAAGGGAUCGGGCUCCUUUUGUGCUUACCUCUGAUAUGGCUUACGUCAUUAAUGGCGGUGAAAAGCCCACCAUUCGUUUCCAGUUGUUUGUGGACCUCUGCUGUCAAGCCUACAAUUUGAUAAGAAAACAAACAAACCUCUUUCUUAACCUCCUUUCACUGAUGAUUCCUUCGGGAUUACCAGAACUUACAAGUGUUCAAGAUUUGAAAUAUGUUAGAGAUGCACUUCAACCCCAAACUACAGAUGCUGAAGCUACAAUUUUCUUCACUAGGCUGAUUGAGUCAAGUUUGGGAAGCAUUGCCACAAAGUUUAAUUUCUUCAUUCACAACCUUGCUCAGCUGCGUUUUUCUGGUCUCCCUUCUAAUGACGAGCCCAUCCUUUCAUUUUCACCCAAAACGUACUCCUUUAGACAAGAUGGUCGUAUCAAGGAAGCAUCUGUUUUCACAUACCAUAAAAAGUACAACCCAGAUAAACAUUAUAUUUAUGUAGUCCGACUUUUGAGGGAAGGACAGCUUGAACCAUCAUUUGUAUUCCGGACAUUCGAUGAGUUUCAAGAACUUCAUAAUAAGCUCAGUAUUAUUUUUCCACUUUGGAAGUUACCUGGCUUUCCUAAUAGGAUGGUUCUAGGAAGAACACACAUAAAAGAUGUAGCAGCCAAAAGGAAAAUUGAGUUAAACAAUUAUUUACAGAGUUUGAUGAGUGCUUCAACAGAUGUAGCAGAGUGUGAUCUUGUUUAUACUUUUUUCCAUCCUUUACUUCGUGAUGAGAAAGCUGAAGGGAUAGCUAGGUCUGCAGGUGCAGGUCCCUUUAGUCCUACUCCUGGUCAAAUAGGAGGAGCAGUGAAGUUAUCAGUUUCAUACCGAAAUGGUACUCUUUUCAUCAUGGUGAUGCACAUCAAAGAUCUUGUUACCGAAGAUGGGGCAGAUCCAAAUCCAUAUGUCAAAACAUACCUUCUUCCAGAUACCCACAAAACAUCUAAACGUAAAACAAAAAUUUCACGAAAAACUAGGAAUCCAACAUUCAAUGAAAUGCUUGUGUACAAUGGAUAUAGCAAAGAAACUCUGAGACAGAGAGAACUUCAGCUAAGUGUACUCAGUGCAGAGUCUCUACGGGAGAAUUUUUUCUUGGGUGGAAUAACACUGCCUUUGAAAGAUUUCAACUUAAGCAAAGAGACAGUUAAGUGGUACCAACUGACUGCAGCUACUUACCUGUGAACUAGUGAAUUUCUGAGCUUUGGAAGAAAGAAGAUACAAAUAUUUGCACAGAUGAGUACACACACAUAUACUUCUGAACUUUGUAUAAAAUUUUUUAUACUUGGGUAGAAAUUAUAAAUAUACUUGCUGUAUUUCAGCACAUCUGUUGGACCAAUAGUCACAUAACUUUUAUAUAUUUUGGGAAGCCAUUGCUGUUUUAAAAUCAUUUAUUAAAUGCUACAAAUUCUAAACGUAAUAUAUAAUAAGUCCUGAAAAAGACUGAGAUAGUAAUGUCAGGUCAGCCACCUAUUUUGCAAUUUUUCACAUGCAGAAUAGCACAUUUAUUUGCCUGUUAAGCACCUUUCACAGCCUUUACCACCGUGUAUGUUCACAAGCACCAAAGUAAAGGAACAUGCAGAAUGUUACUAGAAAAUGCAGCUGCUAUUCACAGGGCUACAAAGAGAAGCACAAAUAAUAGAUAGCUAUGUUAAGAACUACUAAGUAGUUUUAUAGAAGUAGAGGGGGAAAUACUGGUGUUUUUAUUCAUUACCUUUUUUUAAAAUAAGUGCCAAUCAGAAGUUGUAAAUAAUGGUGCCUUACUUAACUUUAUAUGCUUCUCUGGCACUUCAUUUCUGAUUUCUUUUUCCUGAUUUGAUAAUAAGUAAUUUUCACUUAAUUUCAGUUUACUAAAGACAAAAAAAAUUAUGUACAUUUACUGAGUUUUUCCCACAAGAUCAUUUUCUCUACUUCUGAUGUGUGGUUUAGUUAUUAUGACUGUCAAGCUGUUUAAGGUUUUGUUGUCCAGUAACUGAGUGAGAUUCAGUGAUGUAUUCUGAACUCUCAUCAUUCCGUUAUAAUCCUACAUUCAUUCCCAGGGGUGUGAAGUCAGGUAAUACUGUUACUUCCACGCAUCUAUGCUUCAUUUCCUUAUUAAGCAAGUGAAAACUGUUCACCCCCAUGCUCAUUCCUGUUUGGUAUAAGAACUCCAGGAGAAAGGCAGACUCUUCACAUGAGGCCUAGGACAAGGAUUGUAGGGUCCAAACUGAAUUUUAAUAUAGACUUUUAUGGAAGUUGUCUUGUAAAUUGGCAUACAAUUAUAAACACUGUACAUUUACAUGAAAGAUUUGUAUUCCAUAAUACAAUGAGAUUCAGAACCACAGGGAGAAGUUUAAAAUUAUUGCAGUAAACAUUAAGAUUUUUUAUUAGUUGUUCAUUUAACUUCAGACAUAAAUUUGUUUAGUUUAGAUAAACAUGUAUAUGUAAUAAAUUUCAUGGUUAGAAUAGAAAUUCAAAUACUUUUUAAAUGGCAAUAGAGAUGGAGCAAUAUGGUGGUUGUGAGAAAAUUGACAAACUGUUUACUGAAGAAUACUAAAAGAAAGGACAAUCUCCAAUCCAGUUGCCCAGAACAAAAUUUUUAUGAACUGCAGAUGUUUAAAAAAAAUAAUGAUAUGUGCAGAGCAGAAACAAAAGAAUUGAAGAUAUAUCAGUGGAAUAGGUUUAAAAAAAUUAAAAACUUGAAAUUUUUGGUGCCUAACACUAAUGGUCCAUUUGUAGGAAAACUGACUAUGGUAUAUGAAUGUCUUUUUUAAUAUUAAAAUUUAUUGUCUAUUUAAUGGUAAUUAAAAUGCAGAACAAAGAGGCACUUUUUGCUUUUUCUACAUACAUUUUUUUUCCUUAAAGUAGCUUUGCAAAUAUAAAGUAGAAAUUUUCGAUUAAGUUUUUGAAACCUAAUUCCAUUCCAUGAGUUGUCACUGUAAAAAAAAAAAAAAACAUAACUCUUUGUAAAAGGUUAAUUGGACUCAACCCAAACUGCUUUCUUACGAUCUGUCACAGCAGUAUCUUUUAGCACAAACAAUAGAGCUAGAAAAUGUGAUGUCACUUUUCAAUUAUAAGAAAUCUGGGUUUAUACCCGAAAGUGUAUAUGAUGAUUAAUACUGUACAGUUAACAAAACUUCAGAAUAAGAGGUAACGUUUUCUCUUAAUUUAAUUCGUUUUGUACCUUUGGUCAUUAAAACACACACAUACAUAUACACACACACACAUUAAUGUAAGUUAUUUCUUUGUGAAAUGUUAAUCUUCAGUCCAUACCAAAAACAGCAACAGAAAACAAGAGGGUAGCCUCUGCACUACUACUAUUCCAGCCAAUUCUAAAUCAGUUGAAUUUUUUUUUAAGUCUAACAAAGUAAAUCUGAAAAACAAGUCUGAAGACACUAAUUUUUAUGUAUAAUCAAAAUAUUUUAUACCUACCUCUAUUGAGUAAAAAUCAUUCUGUUACAUAGAAGCCCUAUGCCAGAAGAAUUCUUUCCUCUUGCCAGUGUUUUGGGAUUUGAAGAUAAUGGUUUUCACCCAAGAACCUAUUGUUUUCUCUACUGAGAAACCCAAUGUAGAACUGGCACUGUUGUUUUUAUCAUUUCCUUUAUACAAAUCUGUAGUUAUCUAAAUGUCAAGGCAUGUACGACGUUUGAUAAAGGUUUUUUUUUUUUAAAUUAAGUAUAAAAGUUUCAAAAUCUUGCCUUAAAUUAACUGUUCUUUGUAGUAUUCAAGUAUUGUGGUAUUUAAAAAGCAAAACGUUUACUUUUGAUAAACUUCAGGUCAAAAAAGACUGACCCCCACUGUCAUAAUCCAUAGAUUUACUUACAUGCUGUUUCACGAGCAGUGCAAAUACGAAUGAAUAGAACUAGUCUCAUCUAUAAGAACCAAAUGCUUUAAUUAUAUCAGGACAGUGAAUAAAGAUGUAUAAUAUUUUUAUUAAUACUUUGAAUAUAUUCAGUGGAUUGAAUGUGACUUUAUAACUGUACUAUGAUUGUAUUAAAAUAUUUCUGGAAUAAAGGAACUCUGCUGACAUUUCUUUCCUUGUUGACAUAUUUUGGUUUCAAACUUUUAUAUGAGCUCACUGUUGCUGCUCUUUGCAGCUUACCCAGGAAUUUAUUAAGUUCAGUAAUCCUGCAUUUCAGAACUGGCUUGUCAGUUUCUUCAAAAAAUGUCUAAAUAGAGAGUCUUAACUUCUAAGUGAUUGUUUGAAGUUAUGAAUUGCUACUACUUUGCUCCAGUCCUCUCACCAUUUUGUAGGUAUGAAGUGCUUCUGUGAGUAUUGGUUCCUGGCCUUUGG
Castor canadensis (American beaver) is the source of this 8285-nucleotide messenger RNA. The record is from RefSeq and is a predicted model, not a curated record. Lineage: Eukaryota; Metazoa; Chordata; Mammalia; Rodentia; Castoridae.